GAUGGGUACGGAUAUAAUAAUUUUUUGGAAAGAAGAAGAAACGAUUAAUGACCCGUUUCUACGGAUAUUGCAAGAUCCGAGUGAGAUUUUACAAGCCUCACCACGAUUAAAGGUGAUUAAUGAUGCUUUAAAAAAUAAUAAUUUGGAUUCUUCAAUUGCUACUCUUUUUCAAACAUUAUUAGAAAAAACAUAUGAACCAUUAAGACGCAUCUUAGCAAUCGCUUUUCUUAAAGAAUUUGUAUAUGGCAUGUGGGAUCUAACAUUGCAAGAUGACUAUACACUACCAAUUUCAUUUAUUGGCAUAAUAGAUGUUUGUGAAUUUGAUGGCGACGUGCUUUUUGAAGAAAUCAAUAAUUUUAUGAAUAUAGACAAUCCUUUAAUUUAUUCACUCAAGGUCUAUUUUCUCCGUGAAUUACGUCACAAAGGUCUUUCAAUCGAUGACAUAAAACGAUUCUGUGUAGCACACAUAAAUAAAUUUCCUUGGUUAUCCACUUUCAAAUGGAAUGAUAAAGAAUUGUAUAGCAUUGGUGACAAAGCCCCUUUGCAGGCUUUUAUACGACAAUUACAAAAUAUUAAUGCAUUUCGUGCAAGAGUUGCAUUAAUUGGACUUAUUAUAAUUCGCUUACAUGUUGUUAGGGCAUCUCGUAAAUGGGAAGUACCAGAAAAUCAAGCAGCGGAUUUAUUGAAGGUCAUUGAUACAAUGAACAAUUUAUCAGUUGGAUAUAAACAAACAGUAAAAAGAAUUCUCUCAAACGAUCAAUCACUCAUUCGAUUAGAUAAUACUAUAGAUAAUAGCAAUUUAUUCUUAAAAUCAGUUAUAGCUCAUUCAAUCGUUUCCAAUAUUGAAUCGUUAAGUUCUGUAGUUACUGGAAGUGGUGGGCCAAUUAGUCGUCAGCCUAUGGAAACGAUAAUAUAUCCAGAAUGUGAAAAUAAUACAAUCUAUGAAGUUAACCAUUUGUCAGUAACUGUUCCUAUAAAGCCCAAAGACCAACCUGGAUAUAUCGGAGAGCAUGUUAACAAUUCGACUAAUCAUUCGGUUCGAUCUAUGUCACCUUUUUCAUAUAGAAUUUUGCAUUUAAUCGUUCAUGCCCUAAUUGGGUCUUCCGCGCAUUCUCCAGCAACAUUAACUUUCCUAUGCAGACAUAACCAGAUAGCAAAUAAUACGGAACAUUAUUGUUUGGGUCAUAUUAUUGAUGAUUGGAUAGUUCUUAGACGAAUUCUUAACUGUUCAGAUGUAAGCUUGGUAUUGUUAUUUCAUUCAUUACUUACAAAAAUGACACAAACACCUCUGCCUGUGUCAACGCUAAAGACAUCAGUUGAGCGUGAAGAUUGGGAAACACAAUUUACUCGAAAUUACGUUUUUCCAUUAAUUGAGAGUGUUACUGAAACUGUAACAAGCUUUCGAACGGCACUAGCCGCUGCAUCUGCAGGUCAGGGCAAUAAUACCAAUAUUACCGAAUCUGAAAUUGAUCAAAUAAGAAUGAUAGAUGAAGAAUAUCGAUUUUCGAAAUUACCACGGCUUUGGCGUAAAAUUGACGAA
Molecule: messenger RNA, 1540 nt
Organism: Racocetra persica
Lineage: Eukaryota; Fungi; Glomeromycota; Glomeromycetes; Diversisporales; Gigasporaceae
Source: the annotation of a GenBank genome assembly